UUUUCCUUUAAACACAUUAAAGGACUCCAAGGUUUGUUCUACCAUUAAAAGUGGAUCUGUCUUCCUUAAUCACUUGUAGUGGAGAGCUGGAAAUUGGGAGUUGUAGUCCUUAGGCAAGUUAGGGAAGUUGUUGGAAUAAGAAACAGUAGCAGAUAAUAUGAAGAACCCUAUUCCAGACCAUGUUAUUGGGAUUCCAGUAUGCUCUGUGUCUUACAAAGUUGAAAAGGAAGGAGAAAGAUCUACUUCGGAACCUGAAUCUGCUAACCCAUACUUUCUUUCCUCUACUCUCUCUCUCUCUCUCUCUCUCUCUCUCUCUAAAACAAUUUUAUUUAUCAUAUGUAUUUUUUAAUUUUUCUUUUAAGCUCUUCUGUGAUGUAUUACUAUUGAAACUGCUUUUAAGAUGUUUGUUUAUGUGUUACCUUGAAACUGCAGGUAAAAUAGAUACACUGAUUGAAUGGAUGAACAAGUUUGGGAAGAAAGCAGAUACUUUUGCACAUGGAGUCUGUGAGCAUGUAAGAUUGGGAUCCAAUAUGUCUGAAACUGUGAAAGGAAAAUUGAGCUUGGGGGCCAGAAUUCUUCAAGGAGGUGGCAUGGAGAAGGUAUUCAAACAGAUUUUCAGCACUACAGAAGGAGAGAAGCUAUUGAAGGCCUCCCAAUGCUAUUUAUCAACAACAGCAGGUCCUAUUGCAGGGCUCCUCUUUAUCUCCACUGAGAAAGUUGCCUUUUGCAGUGAGAGGUCUCUUACAUUAACAUCUCCAAGUGGGCAGUUGAUUAGAACACGUUAUAAGGUUUUGAUUCCACUAAAGAAGAUUAAGCGAAUGCACCAAAGUGAAAACGCGAAGAAGCCAGCCCAGAAGUACAUACAGAUGGUUACUGUGGAUGGUUUUGAGUUCUGGUUUAUGGGAUUUCUAAAUUAUCAGAAAGCUUUCAAGCAUCUUCAACAGGCCAUCUCUGAAUCUUAAAUGAGUUUGUUCUCAGUAAUGAUACCAAGAGGAUCAUUACCCUCAGCUCCUUUUGAAACCCUUGUACAAAAUGAAAAAGUUUCACAGUUACAGAUCAUGUAUAAAUUGGGUCAAUUAUGUAAAGAUAGCUCCACAAUUCUUCACUACCAUUCAUAUACACAGAUUGCUACACAUAUGCCAUGCAGGAUAUUGUUUCAGCCCUUUCAGGUCUUCUUAUUAUUGUAAUUACAAUACAUAAAUGUUAAAGAAACUGUACCUGAAAAUAUUUUGGAUGCUAAA
Macadamia integrifolia is the source of this 1241-nucleotide messenger RNA. Its product is annotated as GEM-like protein 4. The record is from RefSeq and is a predicted model, not a curated record. The coding region runs from base 180 to 962 and encodes 260 amino acids. Lineage: Eukaryota; Viridiplantae; Streptophyta; Magnoliopsida; Proteales; Proteaceae. The transcript has 3 exons.